UCCGCUCCAAUAGGCCACGGCAGCAGCCUCGGUUCUCUCCGCCGUGCCUCCCUCGCCUCCGACGCGGCUUCCGGGCGCCUCCUCGCCGCUCUUCGCUCCUCUCGUCUCCUUACCAGGACGCCUAUCGGACCGCUGGGCUUGUUUCUUCGAUCGCUGAUGGAGCAGCAGGCGAUUGAGAUUUAUCGACAGCCGUUGGAAGAGCCGGAGUUGUUUUGGGCGCCGAUUGAACAAGCGGAGCAGGGACUCUAUGGCUUUCUUGGCGAUCUGCAGCUCAGCGUCGCGAGUGGCAGCCCCCGCGGAUUACAGAUAGAGAAUUCUGGAGCACGCGUUGAGGAUGGCGUUUUGAUCCUACAACUGCUGGAAGAGCCCCAAGAUGAGGCAAACCUAAAUGAUUGGUUGUCAGGUGAUUUGCAUCCAUCUCCAUUGUUGGACACAAAUGCACAUUAUCAGACAAAAUGUAGGAGAAGUGGCCGAAGAGGAACUCGGAAGAGAAGGACGUCUCCUUGGAACCCGAUGUUCUUUGAAAGUCGUGUUAGUAGGGAGUACACAAGUAGGAAAAACAAUAGCCGGUGGACUGCUAAAGAAGUGGAGAUACUGGUACAAGGUGUCUCUAAAUUUGGUGUUGGACGAUGGGUCAUGUUGAAGCGGCAAUUUUUCAAAACGUCAAUUAGGACAUCAGUUAAUCUUAAGGACAAGUGGAGAAAUCUGUUGAAAGCUUACCAGGGAAAUUCACAAAAAACUACACAGCUGUAUCUUGAGCCAUCAUUGGUUGAACAGAUCAGGAAGGUGGCAGAAAAACAUCCAUAUCCAAAUAAAAGGCACAAAUAAGAACUGCGACUUAAUCAUUGUAUAGACUCUAUAGCAUGGAGUUAGCCUUAUCUAAAACUAAAAGGGAAGGGAACUGUAGAAAGCAGGUUAUUUGUGAAAUGGAGGGAGGGUUUUUGAAGAUGCUGAAUCUUUUACUUUUGUCCAUCUCUGUCCUCUGUAAAGACCAAAACCACUCUCUGUAAAAUGUUUGGUGGUUCAAUUUCAGUUCUUGCUCAUUUGGUGGUUAACCACAGUAGGGUUACUGAUCCUGCUCGUGACCACCUCUAUGGGAAGUUCACAGGUUCUUAUCUUGAUUCUCUAGGAGUGGCAGCAAAGUAGCAAACCAGAAACUUACUGCUUAUGAGGAGCAACUUGUAGCUGGCGUAACACUGUUUGCUAUGUCAUCAAUUGGUAGAAAAAAAAGUUACCUGAGUUCCCGUUUCUCUCUGUAGUUUGCUGUAAAGUACAAGAUUCAAUUUUGGUGUGUGCAAGGUUCUAUUCAUAGAAACCUUGGAAUAUUUGAACCUCUCUGAAUAUUAAAUGCUUCAUGGGAAUUGUUGCA
Molecule: messenger RNA, 1369 nt
Organism: Sorghum bicolor (sorghum)
Lineage: Eukaryota; Viridiplantae; Streptophyta; Magnoliopsida; Poales; Poaceae
Exons: 8
Coding region: 157-828 (223 amino acids)
Source: RefSeq, a predicted model, not a curated record